AUUUGACUAGAAUAUGCGAGAUCUUUCUGAAAUAUAAAGUGCAAAUCCAGGGGGAUAGAGGGAGUAUUAAGCAACAAAUGACAACUUGAUUGCUUUCUUCUUCAUUGUUUAGCUUUAUUUAGUGUUGUUUAGUUUCGUUGCGUUGCUUCCUACUUAAUGUAAUUUGACUUAUAGCAAUUAAUUAUUCUCUCAAUUUCUAAAAAUUACACAUAUCUUUUUUUGGUAUUAGGAUUGAACUCUUGAGAAUUAUAUUGUAAAUAAAUUGUCAAAAUUCAAACUUUUUGAUUCGAAAAUAAAUUUAAUGUGGUGUAGUAAUUUGUCAAGUUCAUUUCAUACCAUAUUCCAUUAGUUCUCUAUGUCUUGAAUCUUGUUGUGUUUUUUUUAAUCUUUUCUGAUUAUUAGUGUUGUUUUCUGAUUCUGCAAAAAAUAAGUUCAAUUUAUAUUCAAGUAAAACCAAGUAAAGUUUGAGAAUCAAGACUUCUUUCAGUUGAGCAUGUACCCCUUUUCCUAUAAGCAACUUGGGUUUGAUUCUUACCAGACACUUCCCUUAGCUCAACCUACCUCUCUACCAUGUAACCAAAAAAAUAAGUUAAGAUUAGUGAAAAAAUCAGUUGGGUAAUUCUGUUUUCUAAUUGUGCAGGGAAUUGGUUAGAGUUUUUUCUAUUUUACAAUGAUUUUUAGGUUACUAAAUAUCUUGGUAUUGGCUGAAUUAACUGUAUUGGGAAAUGGAGUACUAGCUGCAACUGGGGGUGAUAGAAAUGCUACAACUAGACCUAAAGUAGUGAAUGUUGGAGCAAUAUUUUCCUUCAAUUCCACCAUUGGGAAGGUUGCAAAGGUUGCAAUUCAAGCAGCAAUGAAUGAUGUAAAUUCCUCACCUGAAAUUCUUCAUGGAACCAACCUUAACAUUUCGAUGUGGGAUAGCAAUGAUAGCGGAUUUCUUGGAGCCAUUGAGGCAAUGACCAUUAUCAAGAGUGGUGUAGUGGCAAUAAUCGGCCCUCAAUCAUCCGUAGUAGCUCAUGUAGUUUCUCAAGUUGCAAAGGGAGUACAAGUUCCUUUGCUCUCCUUUGCGGCCACAGACCCAACCCUUUCCUCCCUCGAGUAUCCCUUCUUUGUUAGGACAACCCAAAAUGAUCUUUUCCAAAUGGCUGCAAUAGCCGACAUUAUAGACUAUUAUGGAUGGCGGGAAGUAACCGCCAUUUACACCGAUGAUGAUUAUGGAAGGAACGGGAUUGCUGAUCUAGGAGAUAAGUUGGCUGCGAAGCGAUGCACAAUAAGCUAUAAAGCUCGAAUGAGCUCUCAGCUAAGCCGAGAAGACAUAAGGAAUGUUUUGUAUGAGGUUUCACUACAAGAAUCUAGGAUCCUUGUUCUUCAUACUUACAAUGACUAUGGCCUAGAGGUGCUUGAGGUUGCUAAGUCUCUUCAUAUGUUGGAAAAGGGGCAUGUUUGGAUUGCUACGAAUUGGCUUAGCGAUAUCAUAGAUACGUAUUCUCCACUUUCUCAAGGCGCACUUGAUAACGUCCAAGGUUUACUUACCCUUCGUGUGUACACUCAUGAUUCACAACGCAAGAGAAACUUUGUCUCUCGAUGGAGAAAUUUGGUUAGGAAAGAAAAUGUGAGUCGUUCAUUUGGGUUGAACACGUAUGGUCUUUUCGCCUAUGAUACAGUUUGGAUCCUUGCUCGUGCCUUGGAUGCUUACUUUGAUCAAGGAGGAAACAUAUCAUUCUCUAAUAAUUUACUUUUAAGCGAACUGAAAGACAAAAAUUUGCACUUCGAUGAAACGAAUCGAUUUGAUGGAGGAGAAUUCCUGUUAUCCCACAUUCGAAAUACCAAAAUGACUGGUUUAACUGGACGAAUUCAAUAUGACUCAGACCGAAAUUUGGUCCGUCCCGCCUUUCAGAUCAUCAAUGUGAUUGGUACAGGUCAUAAUACUAUAGGAUACUGGUCUAAUUCUUCAGGGUUAUCACUUAACCCACCAGAAUCUGUACGCUCCAAAUCAUCGAAUCUGUCAAGUUCAAGUGAAAAACUAUCAGUUGUCGUUUGGCCAGGGAAGACCUCCAAAAAGCCUCGAGGAUGGGUUUUCCCUCACAAUGGAAAAGAACUAAGGAUAGGGGUUCCAUGGUAUGUAGACUACCUUGAUUUCAUUUCAUAUUCACCGAGUACAGAUUCAUUCUCCGGCUACUGCAUGGAUGUGUUUACUACUGCUGUUAAUUUGUUUCCAUAUGCUGUUCCAUAUAAAUUGGUUCCCUAUGGAAAUGGGAAAACUAACCCGAAAAUCAAUGAGCUCGUCGAGAAACUUAGUGCAGGAGUAUUUGAUGCUGUUAUCGGUGACAUUUCAAUUACAACUGAGAGAACAAGGAAUGCAGAUUUUACACAGCCAUAUGUUGAGUCGGGUCUAGUCGUUGUGGCCUCCGUUAAGACCCAAGAUUCUAAUGCCUGGGCUUUCCUAAGGCCUUUUACUCCAUUGAUGUGGUUUGUUACCGGGGUAUCUUUCAUUGUCGUGGGGGCUGUUGUUUGGGUUCUUGAGCAUCGUUUAAACGAUGAAUUUCGUGGUCCUCCCAGAAAACAAAUUGCAACAAUGUUAUGGUUCAGCUGCUCAACUUGGUUCUUCGCUCACAGGGAGACUACUGUGAGCACAUUGGGCAGGUUUGUGCUAAUUAUAUGGUUGUUCGUAGUUUUAAUCAUCAAUUCAAGUUACACAGCAAGUCUAACCUCUAUACUAACUGUACAAAAACUUACUUCACAUGUCAAAGGAAUAGAUAGUUUGAUAGAAAGCCGAGAACCUAUAGGAUACCAAGACGGUUCUUUUGUUGUAAAUUAUUUGAAUGAACAAUUAAAUAUUCCUAAAUCGCUUCUCAUUCCUCUUAACUCUGAGGAUGAGCUUGCCGAAGCCUUGAAAAAGGGUCCCAAGAAUGGUGGCGUUGCUGCAGUUGUGGAUGAGCGCGCAUACAUGGAGGUUUUCCUCUCAUCGAGAUGUGAAUUCACUAUCGUUGGUCCAGAGUUCACCCGAAAUGGUUGGGGAUUUGCAUUUCCUCGAGACUCUCCCUUGGCGGUUGAUAUGUCAACAGCACUUCUGAAGCUUUCAGAGAACGGUGACUUGCAAAGGAUUAACGACAAAUGGCUAAAUCGAAAAGCUUGCAGUUCAAAGGACACAAAACUUGAAGUAUACAGACUUGAUUUAAAGAGCUUCUGGGGCCUGUUCCUUGUUUGUGGCAUAGCUUGCUUGCUUUGCCUGAUAGUGUAUUUUGCACUGAUCAUCAAGCAGUACAUACGCCAUUAUACUCCUAUGGAGAAAGAUUCGAGUGGACAAACGAGCUCAAAGUCUUCUCGUGUUCAGACAUUCCUGUCGUUUGUAGACGAGAAGGAAGACCAAAUCAAGAUGCGAUCCAAGAGAAGGCAAAUGGAGAAAGAAUCAAGUGCAGGAAGCACUCCUGGAUAUGCAUCCAAUAUUAGCCUUGUGGAAUUGUCAAUGAUUCGUAAUAAUCAUGUGCUAUUUUCUCCUGAUCAAACUAUUAAUAGUGUGAGGAGUGAAGCAUAGAUGUAUAAACAUUAGAAAAAAAAUUGAUCUGGUUAAUCCCACUUUUGUCCAUUUGCCGUAAAUAAUCUCUACUACCGAUUAUUUCUUAAUAAUUCAAUCUUUGUGUAUUUUUUCUACAAAUAACCCUUGCCAUAUUUUAUACCAACAAUUAUAGGUACCUACUACCAAAGAGGAGUAGGAUUAGACCAACGAAAUAGCAUAAGGUGAAAGAAGUGGCUGUAAUGGUUAGUAAAUACCUAUGGUAGUUGGUUAAAAUGUGAUAAGGGGAUGUCAAUAAAAAAUAACAAAGGUUGAAUUAUUUAUAAAUAAUCAAUAGUAGAGAUUAUGCACAUCGAAUAGACAAUAAAUAAGAUUAUUCAACAUUAUUUUUCCUAAAAA
Molecule: messenger RNA, 3913 nt
Organism: Amaranthus tricolor (Joseph's coat)
Lineage: Eukaryota; Viridiplantae; Streptophyta; Magnoliopsida; Caryophyllales; Amaranthaceae
Product: glutamate receptor 3.6-like
Exons: 6
Coding region: 671-3535 (954 amino acids)
Cellular component (GO): plasma membrane
Molecular function (GO): glutamate-gated receptor activity
Source: RefSeq, a predicted model, not a curated record